Molecule: messenger RNA, 658 nt
Organism: Drosophila novamexicana
Lineage: Eukaryota; Metazoa; Arthropoda; Insecta; Diptera; Drosophilidae
Gene: mRpL32
Product: 39S ribosomal protein L32, mitochondrial
Exons: 2
Coding region: 8-601 (197 amino acids)
Biological process (GO): translation
Cellular component (GO): mitochondrial large ribosomal subunit
Molecular function (GO): structural constituent of ribosome
Source: RefSeq, a predicted model, not a curated record
CUUAAGCAUGUCUCGUAAUUUCAUUAUAUCAAUUACGAACUUUUUCAAUAAUUUGGAACGCCUGUUUUUGCCCAACUGUGGAUCCCCACCCGCGUUGGCCUAUUUAGUGCACCAACAGCACAGUAGCCCGAGAACCAACACCUCACAGAAGUUAAGUCUUAAGAAUCUUCUGGGCGAUGGCGUGCUCUGGGCAGUACCAAAACACCGUCGAAGUGUAGAGAAACGUUUAAAUCGAAAAUUUGGCUAUCCAGCGUUUGUAUGGAAGCCACUGCAGGAGAAGAAGAACCUCCGACCUUGCCAGCAAUGCGGCCACGAUCACGAAUUGGGAGUCCUGUGUCCUCACUGUUACGAUAAAGUGCGACAGGAAACUCAGCUCAUGCAGGAUAAAAUACAAACUCAGUUAGGUCUGGAGCCAAUCGAGCAGGAGGUUAUUGUCUUAUACGCAGGCGAGACGGCAGAACAAGCAACAGAUGCAAUUAGCGGCAAACGCAUAAUAGAAAUGAAAAAGCCACGCCCGAUGUGGUUCACCAAAAAUCUGCUGCAAAAAUCCACGCAGCAAUCAUCGGAAACCAAAGAAGUUAAGCCCUCAAAUUUGGCAUAAGCUUUGCCGCUAUUACGUCAUUAAUAAAAUUCCUCAGAGCAGAAUUUGUUAACAGAA